Messenger RNA from Staurois parvus, 557 nucleotides. Lineage: Eukaryota; Metazoa; Chordata; Amphibia; Anura; Ranidae. The record is from the annotation of a GenBank genome assembly.
GUUCCAAACUUUUAUACUAUGAUGGAAUGAUCCAGCUAAGCUAUACAGGAGGAACACCCUACAAUGAUGAUAAGAAAACCCCUCGCUCAUCGCUUUUUACUUUCUUGUGUGACCGAGAUGCAGAUAUUGGUCAGCCAGAAUAUCAGAAAGAAGACAAUUACACGUAUAACUUCAAGUGGUACACUAAAUACGCCUGUCCAGCACAGCCCGUGGAAUGUAUCGUGGUGGAUGACCAAACAAAUGAACAAUAUGAUUUAUCCAGCUUAUCUAAGGUACAAGGGCUGCACACUACAAACUGGUAUUCCAUGGAUGAAGGCCAUGAGAAACGAAGAAAAUAUUAUAUUAAUGUAUGUCGGUCUUUGAUACCUGUUAUAGGGUGUGAUCCCUUUACCUCAGUGUGCCAAAUGGAAUAUACUAAAGUCUCUGAUAAGAUGGUUGAAAGUGUGGAGACCAGCAAUCUGGGGGUGGCAAGCAAGAAGCCUGUUAUAGAAAGCAGUGGCAAAUUAAUCCUGGAAUAUACAAAUGGAUCUGCAUGUAUCAAUAUGGAGGGAAACUCG